This is a messenger RNA of Coniosporium apollinis CBS 100218, 2424 nucleotides long. RefSeq lists its product as uncharacterized. Gene Ontology annotation, molecular function: protein binding. The transcript is spliced from 2 exons. Bases 1 to 2424 code for a protein of 807 amino acids. The record is from RefSeq and is a predicted model, not a curated record. Gene Ontology annotation, biological process: regulation of gene expression. Gene Ontology annotation, cellular component: nucleus. Lineage: Eukaryota; Fungi; Ascomycota; Dothideomycetes.
AUGCCUGUUUUGUACUCAUCGCUGCAGCUCAUCGGUUUGGAGGAAUACCACGACCGCCUGGUGGAGAACGGCUUCAACAGCUGGGAGGCUGUAUGCGACAUCAGCGAAAGCGACCUCGCACAGCUGGGCUUCAAGCUCGGUCACCGACGCCGUCUUCAGCGGGCCAUCGCAGGUCAUACGGUGCCUUCCAACCCACAAUCGCUGGACGGGUGUUUUGAAGAUGGCAACAAGUUGGAGCAGUCUGCGGAAUCAGACGUGGAAAGAGGACACAGCCCAAGGGUCAAGAGAAAAUACCAGCGCCGUCCGAAACCUGACCCAGGCGCACCGCUGCGGCCGAAAUCUGGCUAUGUCGUGUUCUCGGAGCACCUGCGGGAGAACCCCGCUGUCAGCGCCCUCAGCUUCGUAGAGAUCGCAAAACUGGCGGGAGAAGCCUGGCGAGCUCUGUCUGCAGGAGGAAGACAGCAUUGGGAGAACCAGUCGGCAACCGCCGUGGAUGCCUACAGGAUGCAGCUCGACGACUAUCAAGCCUCGCCUAGCUAUCGCCAGUAUCAGAAUUAUGUCCUCGACUUUAAGAAGUGGCAUUCCGGCAAAGACGGGCGGGCGCGGAGACCUUUGUGGCCGCCUGGCACAGCUUCGCCGCCACGGAGGGGCCCAAUCUCAGCAGCCUUAGCCAUAGCUUCGAGUAGCCGUAGUAGUACGCUUGUCUCUGACAACCGGAGUAUUAGCGGCGCCUCCCCUGCGGGCAAUGGCACUUGGCAGGCCGUUCAGCUAGCGAUGCAAAGGUUCUCCAACAGCCCCGUACGCCAUACUGAAUUAUACACCCGCCUGUAUGCUAAGCUACCCAACCGCUACCCGCCUAGAGAAGUGGUGUAUGCUGGGAUUACCGCUUUCUUCUCAGCGACCAGCCUCUUCUGGCUCUGGAGCAAGGAGGAAGGCGCGUUCCUCUUUGAGCAAGUCUAUAGCAACAACGCGCCCCCAAACGUGGUGACCGUCGCCGAAGUUUUCGCCAUGGCUGCCACCGGGGCCAAACUAGCUACCGAUCCGCUCCCUCAGCACGUCGUGCAGACCUGCUAUGCCUUGGCCACAAGAGAUCUGGAUGAAUGUGUAGUACAGGAGCCGCUGCGGGCCAUGCGAAUUAUAUUUUGUCUAGCUCUCUUCUCCAUCUGCGACAAGUCCAUGUACGCGCGCUUGGGCGUUGCCGCGGCACUUCAGAUCGCGCGCUGGAAGCUCCUUCCCCAUACAGUGACGUGCCGCGCCCAGGAUGAUUGGGCCAAAGUUUACCGGAGUCUAGUAUUUGUCGAGUGCUGGCUGUCGUCCAGUUUAGGUUGCCCCUCUGACCUGACGACGGAAGAGAUGGAAUACGGCCGUGCGGGUAAAGCCGAGAAUGCAUCAUCAAUAGAUGAGCUAACUUAUGCGCAAGCCAUCAAGAUUGAGGUUCUGGCAACGAGGAUUGCGCGAGGGGCGAAGCGUAGCUCCAGUGACGCUCCGUUUACCGUUGACUCUGCAACCGAAACCGUGGCUGUAGGUAUGGCUCGCCUGGAAGCAUGGCAUCAGGACCUUCCCCCUGUGAUGCGCCUCGCCCACCUCACGCUCGACGGAUCCUCGGUGCUUACCAAGUCUCAGAGAACGCGCUUGUUCAUGGUGCACAUGACCUACCUUGAUUCCAUCAUCCUCCUGCAUCGUCAGUCGAUAGUCUCUGCCGCUAGACGCCGUCUGCAGGCUACUCAGGUGGCCGAGACGUACAAUGAGCAGAACCGGACACACGAGGAUGACCUCAUGUCGGCUGCACGGCACCUCGCGCGCUUCGUGACUCUAAUGGAGGACGGGGAUUGUGUCCCAAGGCGGUGCUGGCAUGUGAUCUACAAAACCUUCUCCGCUUGCACAGUCUUCCUCUUCAACGUCGCCCAAAAGCUCCUCUAUAACGCCGUCGACGACGUGGAAGCCGACCUCGCCUUCGCUCGAAACUGCAUCGCGACGCUCGAGCGGUGCGGCAUGGCGGAGCGCAUCGCGUGCCAGUACCUCCUUGUGCUCAAGCCCGCAUACGACACGCUUAGCGCCAUGUUCGAGGCAUCGCGGUCUCCGUAUGUGAACCCUAAGAGCGGCAUGCUCACGCCUCUGGCGCCGUCGGCCGUGGCGCCGCGCGAUUUGUAUAGGGGCGGGUUGGAUGGCGCGUAUCCGAUAUUUUUGUCGCCACUGCCGCUGCCGCUACCGGUGCCGAUGGCUGUAAAGGUUGGGCCGGAUAGCAUCUGCGAGGAGGUCUUGCCGAUUGCUGAGGCGCUGUCGAUGCUGCUGGAGGAUCCGUUCGGCAGCAAUGAGAAGAACGGGAUGCAAGAACAGCAGGCGCUGGAACCGCAAGUUUAUGCUGUUGCUGACGGGGCCUGUGGCGCGGCAAUCUGGUGGGAGGGGAUCAAGGCGGGUGUGUGA